This is a messenger RNA of Mesocricetus auratus (golden hamster), 4265 nucleotides long. RefSeq names its product GEM interacting protein (gene Gmip). The record is from RefSeq and is a predicted model, not a curated record. Bases 110 to 3196 code for a protein of 1028 amino acids. Gene Ontology annotation, biological process: activation of GTPase activity; negative regulation of GTPase activity; signal transduction. Gene Ontology annotation, cellular component: plasma membrane. NCBI's taxonomy places the organism in Eukaryota, Metazoa, Chordata, Mammalia, Rodentia, Cricetidae. Gene Ontology annotation, molecular function: GTPase activator activity. The transcript has 22 exons.
GGCCGGCAGAGGCAGGAAAUCGGGGCUGGUCCCCGGGUAGCGCGCAGCCCUGUCCCUAUCUCCGCUCCGCCGCCCGAUCCCCACCCCACCCCCGCCCCCGGGCUUCGCCAUGGACGCCACGGAGACAGAGGUAACCCCAACUCCCGAGGGCAGGAAGAGGUACAGUGACAUCUUCCAGAGCCUGGACAACCUCGAGAUAUCAUUGGGGAACGUGGCUUUCGACCCCCUGGCUGGAGACUUUGUACUCAGAGAAGACCUGGAGCCUGACUCGACUGCCACAGCCACAGUGGUGACUGAGGAGAGCAGUGGAGCCGCCUGUUGGAGUGAUGCGUCCUCCGAGGGUGCUGUGCCCCUCACAGAGGAAGAACUAGACUUGCGACUCAUUCGGACCAAGGGCGGUGUGGAUGCUGCCCUGGAGUAUGCCAAGGCAUGGAGCCGCUAUGCCAAGGAGUUGCUGGCCUGGACAGACAAGAGAGCCAACUAUGAGCUCGAGUUUGCUAAGAGUGUCAUGAGAAUCGCUGAGGCUGGCAAGGUGUCCAUUCUCCAGCAGAGCCAAAUGCCACUCCAAUACAUCUACACCUUGUUUCUGGAGCAUGACCUCAGCCUGGGAGCCCUGGCCGUGGAAACGCUGGCCCAGCAGAAGAGAGACUACUACCAGCCUCUGGCAGCAAAAAGGAUGGAGAUUGAGAAGUGGAGGAAGGAAUUCAAGGAGCAGUGGCUCAAGGAGCAGAAGCGCAUGAAUGAGGCGGUGCAGGCGCUGCGGCGCGCCCGGCUCCAGUACAUCCAGCGCAGAGAGGACCUGCGGGCACGUUCCCAGGGGACCCCUGAGGACCCUCCCCCCCAGGCAGCUCCCGGAUCCAGCAAGCAGCAGGAGCGCAGAAGGCGCUCCCGAGAGGAGGCACAGGCCAAGGCACAAGAGGCAGAAGCUCUAUACCAGACCUGCGUCCGGGAGGCCAAUAUGCGCCAUCAGGAUCUGGAGACCACCAAGCGGCGGAUAGUGUCGCAUGUACGCAAGCUGGUGUUUCAAGGAGACGAAGUGCUUAGGCGGGUGACGCUGGGCCUGUUUGAGCUGCGAGGGUCGCAGGCAGAGCGUGGACCUCGUGCCUUCUCUGCUCUGGCUGAGUGCUGUGCUCCGUUUGAGCCUGGUCAGCGCUACCAGGAGUUUGUGCGGACACUGCAGCCUGGGCCUCCACCACCACCAUCUCCCGCCUUCUGCUUCCAGGAGUUCAUGCCUGUGCUGCACAGGUGGGCCCUAGUGCUGGGCUUGGAGUCAGCCCAGAAGCCCUACGCCAGUUCCCCUCAGGAUUCAAAAAAGUUUUCAGGGCCCCUACAAGCAAGGCUGGAGGAGGGUUCCUGCGAGCCUGGCCCUUGGGAGGAUACCAGCCUAGGCAGCCAGGGGAUGCCAGGCCCCACUCCAGGCAGUGAUGUGGACAGUGUAGGCGGUGGCAGUGAAUCCCAGUCCCUGGAGUCCCCUACUUGCAGCCCAGGAGCUGGCACUCGGAGGUUUGUGAAGGCAUCGUCUACAGGCACUGAGUCCUCUGAUGACUUUGAGGAGCGAGACCCUGACCUGGGGGAUGGGAUCGAGAAUGGACUCGGCAGUCCCUUCAGGAAGUGGACACUGUCCACCGCUGCUCAGACCCACCGGCUGCGGCGGCUGCGCGGCCCAGCCAAGUGCAGAGAAUGCGAAGCCUUCAUGGUCAGCGGGACAGAGUGUGAAGAGUGCUUUUUGACCUGUCACAAGCGCUGCCUGGAGACCCUCCUCAUCCUUUGUGGACACCAGCGGCUUCCGGCCCGGAUGCCUCUCUUUGGGGUUGACUUCCUACAACUCCCCAGAGAUUUCCCUGAGGAGGUGCCCUUUGUGGUUACCCGGUGCACAGCUGAGAUAGAGCACCGUGCCCUUGGCCUGCAGGGCAUCUAUCGGGUCAGUGGGUCUCGAGUGCGCGUGGAGCGGCUGUGCCAGGCCUUCGAGAACGGCCGAGCACUGGUUGAACUGUCAGGAAACUCUCCUCAUGACAUUACCAGUGUCCUUAAGCGAUUUCUGCAGGAGCUCACUGAUCCCGUGGUCCCCUUCCACUUCUACGACGCCUUCAUCUCUCUGGCAAAGACCCUGCAUGCAGACCCUGGGGACGACCCUGGGACCCCCAGCCCCAGCCCUGAGAUUAUUCGCUCGCUGAAGACCCUCUUGGUGCAGCUGCCUGACUCUAACUACAGCACCCUGCGGCACCUGGUGGCCCAUCUGUUCAGGGUGGCCGCUCGGUUUGAAGAAAACAAGAUGUCUGCCAACAACUUGGGGAUUGUAUUUGGGCCAACCCUGCUAAGGCCACCAGAUGUACUCAGGGCCCCCAGUGCCAGCCCCGUGGCCUGCCUGCUGGACUCUGGUCACCAGGCCCAGCUUGUUGAGUACCUCAUUGUGAACUAUGAGCAGAUCUUUGGAAUGGAUGAGCUCGCUCUAGCCUCUGAGUCCCUGACCCGAGACGUUGGCCUGUCUCCUGCACUCCUCGAAUCCAGUCCCCAGCACCCAGCCCUGCUUCAUGUCCAAGACACACAGUCCCUGACCAUUGCCUCAGACUCCAGCCCAGACCCCAGACACCACAGUACCCUGGAGAAGUAUCCUGAGGUCACAGCUCCUGAGGGUCUGGAAAUCAAACUCACUGUGAGGUCUGGUGGCAGUUUCCGUCACCCCCUGGGUUGUCUCACCAGUCCUGCAUGUGGUUCCGGGGCUUAUGAUCGUUACCAGGAUUGUUCAAUUGCAACUCUGCAGAGGGACCAAAGGGAGGAGAAAGAGGUGGAAAACCCCAGAGAUGGGGCAGGGGAAGGGUCCAGCCACAACCCUGAGGACUUGCUCCUGGGAACACAGUCCCGGGGCCAUUUCAGUCGCCAGCCAGUGAAGUGUUUCCGGGGAGGUGUACGACCAGUCACUCAUCAGCUGUCCAGCUUGGCUCUGGUGGCUUCCAAGCUGUGUGAGGAGACGCCUGUCACUGUCUCAACAGUGCACCGAGGUAGUUUGAGGGGACGAAAUCUGGGCCCUGCUUCUGCCUCCCCUGAAGGCAGCCCCCUGCGCCGGAACCCUGUGCCCAAGCACUUCGAGAUCACCCAGGAGACAGCCCGGCUACUCUCCAAGCUGGACAGUGAGGCUGUGUCCAGGGCCACCUGUUGUGCUGACACUGAGCCUGAGGAAUCUGAGGAGCAUCUCUGACCACUCCCAUCCUGGGGGACCCAGGACUGAGCUGAUGGCCCUGUAUGUUUCCCUGCCUGCUCUCCCUGGUAACCAAACCAGUUCAAUGGGGGUAUGGGGAGAGACAGUUGGGAAAGGACGACCACUCAUCUUGGAGAAGUCCUAAAACACUUGGUUGCAGUGUCUCAACAUCUCCCUGCCAGAGGAGGUUAAAACAGCAAGGCAACACAAGUGCACAGUGAUUCUGGGUCAGUACUCAAUGGUCAGUACAGGGCUGAAGAUCCUUGGGGUCUCCCCAGUCUCUGACCUCUGAGACAGAUAGCUGCCGCCCCUGCCCCCACUGCCACUUGCCUUCCUGACAGAUUCCAAGUGAAUAGCUGGUGUAGUUCAGCCUGUCACCUCCUUUUAUGCCUUUUUCACUUGUUUGUUUUGAGAUGGGGGGUCUCGUGUAACUCUGGCUGUUCUGGAACUCUCUGUGUAAACCAGGUUGUCAUAGAACUCAGAGAAAUUCUCUGCCUCCCAAGUCUGGAGUCCCCGGUGAGAUGGCUGAGCACAACGGUGCUUGCCAAGCCAGACCAGUCGGAGCUGGGUCUUCCAGACCCACUUGGUGGAAGGAGAGAACCAAUCUCUGCCAGUCGUCUGACUGCUGCACAUAAACAUGCACAAAUAAAAUUAAAUUUUAAUUCAAACAAAUACGCCGGGCAUGGUGGCACGUGCCUUUAAUUCCAGCACACAGGAGUCGGAGGCAGACAGAUCUCUGAGUUCGAGGUCAGCUUGGUCUAUAUAGUUCCAGGGCAGCCAGGGCUACACAGAGAAACUCUAUCUUAGAAAACAAAAAAUAAAAAAAAUAUAAAAAUCCUGUUAUGUUCUUGCACAUCUGUCUUUGCCAGGGAAGGCUGACAAAGAGAUCACCAGUAAGAACAGCAUCUUUUAUUACUGACUUGAGGAACCAAGGCUUGUAAAAUCCACCCUAUGAAACCCACAGGCAAUUAAUGUAGGCCCUAGAGCCCCAGAUGAGUCACUCGGUCCUGCAAGAGCUCUGUGUCCCUGAUCCGGUUCUACAUAAUCAAAUACAACCCGGUGCAGAUAA